Molecule: messenger RNA, 666 nt
Organism: Nannospalax galili (Upper Galilee mountains blind mole rat)
Lineage: Eukaryota; Metazoa; Chordata; Mammalia; Rodentia; Spalacidae
Product: keratin-associated protein 10-4-like
Exons: 2
Coding region: 1-666 (221 amino acids)
Source: RefSeq, a predicted model, not a curated record
AUGGGAAUGCUGAGUAGGAAAGUCCUGUGUGGGAAAGCCCUAUGUGGGAAAACCCCGUGUGGGAAAGCCCUGUGUGGGAAAGUCCUGUGUGGGAAAACCCUGUGUGGGAAAGCCCUGUGUGGGAAAGCCCUGUGUGGAAAAGUCCUGUGUGGGAAAGCCCCGUGUGGGAAAGCCCUGUGUGGGAAAGCCCCAUGUGGGAAAGCCCCGUGUGGGAAAGUCCUGCGUGGGAAAACCCCAUGUGGGAAAGCCCCGUGUGGGAAAGUCCUGUGCUCCUGUCAGAUACCUUUCUCACUCUCAGCAGCCCUGUGUGGGAAAGCCCUGUGUGGAAAAGUCCUGUGUGGGAAAGCCCUGUGUGGGAAAGUCCCGUGUGGGAAAACCCUGUGUGGGAAAGCCCUGUGUGGGAAGGUCCUGCGUGGGAAAACCCCAUGUGGGAAAGCCCUAUGUGGGAAGCCCCUGUGUGGGAAAGCCCCGUGUGGGAAAGCCCCGUGUGGGAAAGCCCUGUGUGGGAAAGCCCCAUGUGGGAAAGCCCCGUGUGGGAAAGUCCUGCGUGGGAAAACCCCAUGUGGGAAAGCCCCGUGUGGGAAAGUCCUGUGUGGGAAAGUCCUGUGUGUUUUCUUUGCUGGCCCUGGAUGGCCAUACACAGGGCUCUUCUCUUCCAGAAGCUAG